Messenger RNA from Condylura cristata (star-nosed mole), 2188 nucleotides. It is a transcript of the gene NOA1, whose product is annotated as nitric oxide associated 1. Gene Ontology annotation, molecular function: GTP binding. Lineage: Eukaryota; Metazoa; Chordata; Mammalia; Eulipotyphla; Talpidae. The transcript has 7 exons. The record is from RefSeq and is a predicted model, not a curated record. The coding region runs from base 1 to 2088 and encodes 695 amino acids.
AUGCUGCCUGCACGCCUAAGCUGUAGGCUGCUGGGCCGCCUGCUGCCAGGAUGCGCUCCUACGGUUGCGCGCCAAGGUUUCGGAGAUCCGCUCCCCCAGAGGAGGUGCGCGGCCGCCGCCUCCCAGCUCCCAUCGGGCCUGGGAUACGGGCUUCCUCUCGGCCCGACGGCGACUAGGGAUUCGGAAGGAAGGCCUGACACGGAGGAGCGUUUUCUCUUCCCCGAGUACAUCCCAGAAACGGAACCCGAGACGAACCUCCAGGAGAAGUUUCGAGAGCUGCAGCAGCUGCAGGAGGAGGAAAAGCGACAAAAGCAGCAGCGACGGGAGGAGCGGUGGCAGCAGAAGCUACGGGUCAAACACAAGGAGCAGCCAGCGGGGGUGCUCCUGGACCCGGAGAUUUCGCCGAGCGGCCUGAGCUGUUCUGGCUGCGGAGCGGAGCUGCACUGCCAGGACCCCGGCGUGCCCGGCUUCUUACCCAGCGACAAGUUCCUCCGUGCGGCGGCACAAGCGGACGGCGGGCUGUCGCGGACCGUUUGUCAGCGCUGCUGGCUCCUGGUGCACCACCGGCGUGCCCUGCGCCUGCAGGUGAGCCGCGAGAGCUACCGGGAGCUCGUGAGCGUCGCGCUCCGGCGCCCAGGGCCCUCCUUGGUGCUGUACAUGGUGGACCUACUGGACCUGCCCGACGCCCUGCUGCCCGAUCUGCCCGCCCUGCUGGGCCCCAAGCAGUUGAUCGUGCUGGGCAACAAGGUAGACCUGCUGCCCCAGGACACCCCUGGCUACCGGCAGCGGCUCAGGGAUAGGUUGUGGGACGACUGUGCCCGCGCCGGGCUCCUGCCGCCACCUGGCCCAAGACGGUCACCUCACCUCGGCGAGAAGGACCCAGGGGAAGGGGAGAAGAAUUUCGACUCGUCGGGCAGGUCCAGCACGGUGCUCAGGGACGUUCGGCUGAUCAGCGCCAAGACCGGCUAUGGAGUGGAAGAGUUGAUCUCCGCCCUUCAGCGCUCCUGGCGCUACCGCGGCGAUGUCUACCUGGUGGGCGCCACCAACGCUGGCAAGUCCACUCUUUUCAACACACUGUUGGCGUCCGAUUACUGCAUCGCCAAGGGCGCUGAGGCUAUCGACCGAGCCACCAUCUCCCCUUGGCCAGGUACUACAUUAAACCUUCUGAAGUUUCCUAUUUGCAACCCAACUCCUUACCGAAUGUUUCAGAGGCAAAAAAGGCUUCAAAAAGAUGCAACUAAAACUGAAGAAGAUCUUAGUCAGCAAGAACAAAAUCAACUCAGUCGCUUGAAAAAGCAUGGUUAUGUAGUAGGAAGAGUUGGGAGGACAUUUUUGCAUUCAAAAGGACAGAAGAAUGAAGCAACAUUUGAGUUUGAUGCUGAUUCACUUGCCUUUGACAUGGGAAAUGAACCUGCUGUGGUUGCAGAUAAACUCACCAAACAAGUAGAAUUGACCCUAGAGGAUGUGAAAGAUGCCCAUUGGUUUUAUGACACCCCUGGAAUUACAAAAGAAAAAUGUAUUUUAAAUUUUCUAACAGAAAAAGAAGUAGAUAUUGUUUUACCAACAAAUUCCAUUAUUCCAAGAACUUUUAAGCUUAAACCAGGAAUGGUUCUAUUUUUGGGUGCUAUCGGCCGCAUAGAUUUUCUGCAGGGCAAUCAGUCAGCUUGGUUCACAGUUGUGGCUUCUAAUUUCCUUCCCGUGCACAUUACUUCCUUGGACAAGGCAGACACUGUGUAUCAGAAGCAUGCGGGUCACACACUGCUUAAGGUUCCAAUGGGUGGAAAAGAGCGGAUGGCAGGAUUUCCCCCUCUUGUUGCUGAAGACAUUCUAUUAGAAGGAGGACUUGGGGAUUCUGAAGCUGUGGCAGACAUCAAGUUCUCCUCUGCAGGUUGGGUUGCAGUGACACCUCAGCUAAAGGACAGACUGCAUCUCCGAGGCUAUACGCCUCAAGGAACGGUGUUGACGGUUCGGCCCCCUCUCUUACCACAUAUUGUCAACAUCAGAGGAAAGCGCAUCAAGGGAAGUGUGGCCUAUAAAACCAAGAAACCUCCUUCCCUUUUGUACAAUCUGCAGACAAAGAAAAAAUAGAGAAAUUAAUGAAGCCAACCUUGUUCGUGUCGAACACUAACUACAUUGAACAUGACAUGUACAUUGAAUUGUAUUAGAUAAAGCUACAAUAAAGCUUUGC